UUGUCUCUUCUGUUCCUUAAUCACAACACGCACGACACUAGAAUAGUCGGCUUCUAGCAUCCCUUUAAAAACAAAAAAGACAAUAAAAACAGCAAUUCAAACGUUUGCCAAUUGUGUUGCGUUACAUUACGUUUGCUAAAUUCGUCAUAUCUACAGUUGCUCGGUUGCUACUCCUCUCAAUUGUGACUUCAUUUCGGAGAGAAUAUUUUGAAAAAACAUUGUUGCCAGUAAAUUUGGUGGAAAUGAGUCGAUCAAGAUCCAGUAGUUCAUCGAGUGGAAUAUCACGGGAAAGUUUACAUCGUAGACAGCGUAACCGUAGGCGACAUUCAAGCGUUUCAAGUAAUGAUGAGAGACAAAAUCGACGUGGACGACAAUCUCAACCACCGGCACAAUCGAAAUGUCUCGGCGUAUUUGGACUGAGUGCAAACACAACAGAAGAUAAAAUACGUGAAAUUUUCUGCAAAUACGGACGAAUUAAGCGAAUUAAUGUAAUUUUUGACACAAAGACCGGGCGAUCUCGUGGAUUCUGUUUUAUAUAUUACAAACAUCUAAGCGAUGCAAAAGAUGCGAAAGACGCGUGUUCGGGUAUGGAAAUCGAUUAUCGUAGAAUUCGUGUUGAUUAUUCGAUAACAUCAAGGCCGCACGAACCAACACCCGGUGUGUACAAAGGGCGCAGCACUCGUCAGAAGUCAGCAUCACAUCGUAGCUCACGACGGCGAUCCCCAUCAUAUUCACCAGAACCCUAUCGGCGCUGAUCAGACCCACGUUCUAGGACCGAUAACUAAUCAUUAAGCAUCGAUAACUCUUAUAAUCCUAUGCUAAGAAGAAUGAAAUGAGCACUGAGCGAGUACUCCUGAAUGACUCAUAAAACAUGUUCGUCUAUUUUACAGUCGAAUGUUUGUCAUGGCAUAUUAACAUACCAAAUCAAAGUAUGUCACCUAUUGAGUUAAAAGAGGGGGGAAAUGCUCGAAUACUCGCGCAAGGAAAUUGAUUUGAUAUCUGCACAUUAUGGGAUAGCUUUUUAUUUUAAUUUUGUCUGCACACGACAGGCAACCAAUUGUAUUGCAUGUUCAAGUUCAUUGUCCAAGCUUAUUUUAAAUUCAAAUGACCAAGAGACAAAAUUGUUGUGAUUGAUUGGACAAUUCGAUUCUAACCGGCAUUUAUCAUUCGUGCGUUUUUUUUUCUUUUUGAAAAACAAAACAUUGUAUCACAAUUUAGAUUGCCUCAAAUAAAAUAAAAAGAAGAAUGAAAAAAUA
Molecule: messenger RNA, 1256 nt
Organism: Sitodiplosis mosellana (orange wheat blossom midge)
Lineage: Eukaryota; Metazoa; Arthropoda; Insecta; Diptera; Cecidomyiidae
Product: transformer-2 sex-determining protein-like
Exons: 5
Coding region: 243-755 (170 amino acids)
Biological process (GO): positive regulation of mRNA splicing, via spliceosome
Cellular component (GO): spliceosomal complex
Molecular function (GO): RNA binding
Source: RefSeq, a predicted model, not a curated record